Molecule: messenger RNA, 1628 nt
Organism: Pelodiscus sinensis (Chinese soft-shelled turtle)
Lineage: Eukaryota; Metazoa; Chordata; Testudines; Trionychidae
Source: RefSeq, a predicted model, not a curated record
AUGUGGUGCAGCGAUUUCAGGCAGCUCGGCCAAGGCCUGGCCCCAUCAGCAUCAGGGCCUAAAGACUUCACUCAGCUUCGUCCUUCAAUUACUCUUGAGCAAAUGGAACCGCCGGCGCAGUCCGCGAAAGGUCUGCGUGCGCCUGGGGGAAAAGGCUACCUGACGGUCAGCAUUGAGCCGCUCCCGCCUGUGGUGGUUGGCGAUGCCGUGACUUUGAAAUGUAACUUCAAGACGGAUGGCAGGAUGCGGGAGAUCGUCUGGUACCGGGUCACGGAUGGUGGUACCAUCAAACAGAAGAUCUUCACCUUCGAUGCCAUGUUCUCCACCAACUACUCGCACAUGGAGAAUUAUCGCAAGAGAGAGGACUUGGUGUACCAGUCCACAGUGCGUCUUCCGGAGGUGCGGAUCUCAGACAACGGCCCAUACGAGUGCCACGUGGGCAUUUACGACAGAGCUACCCGGGAGAAAGUGGUCCUGGCCUCCGGCAACAUAUUCCUGAAUGUGAUGUCUCCUCCCAUCUCCAUCUCCGUCAUUGCUGCGGACACGCCUGCUCCCUUCAGCCGCUACCAAGCUCAGAACUUCACCUUGGUCUGCAUCGUCUCAGGAGGGAAGCCCGCCCCGACGGUGUAUUUUAAGAGAGACGGGGAGCUGAUAGAGGUGGUACCCCUGCUGGAGCCUCCAGCCAGCGCCGCCGGGCUACAGCUGAACCGCGACCUGGACGACACCAAGAUGCAGAAGUCCCUGUCCCUGCUGGACGUGGAGGACCGGGGCGGGCGGCCCUACACGGAGGACCCCUUUAAAAGCCUCACCCCUGACCAGGGACUUCUCUUCAGCCCGGCCACAGAGGUCAUCCCAGAGACUGUGGUGAGCCGGGAGUUCCCGAGGUGGGUCCACAACAUGGAGCCCACCUACUACUUCCACCACACGCACCUCCCCAUCAGCGACGGCACCGUGGAGGUGCGGGCCAUGCUCAUGUGGACGCUUAACCCGCAGAUAGACAAUGAGGCUCUCUUCAGCUGUGAGGUCAAGCACCCCGCCCUCUCCAUGCCCAUGCAGAGCGAGGUGACGCUAGUUGCUCCCAAAGGUCCAAAAAUCAUGAUGACCCCAACGAGAGCCCGAGUUGGAGACACGGUUCGGAUCUUGGUGCAGGGCUUUCAGAAUGAAGUCUUCCCCGAGCCCUUGUUCACCUGGACCCGUGUUGGGAGCCGGCUCCUGGAUGGCAGCGCUGAGCAUGAUGGGAAGGAGUUGAUCCUAGAAAGAGUACCAGCUGAGUUAAACGGUUCCAUGUACCGCUGCACUGCCCAGAACCCACUGGGCUCCACCGACACCCACACUAGGCUUAUCGUGUUCGAAAACCCAAAUAUUCCAAGAGGAACAGAAGAUUCAAACGGUUCAGGCACCAGCCCUAACAGCUUCAGGCUAAUUUUGACGCUCACCCUAACAGUGAUCCUUGAGCUGACGUGAAGGUUUGCCUCCUCCUCCCUCAAACAGCUCCACCCGUCAGUUGGUUUUCUUUUCUUUUUUUUCUUUUCUUUUUCUAAACUAUUUACAGUCUUGUUAUCGGUCUCUUUCUGUCUGUGUCUUGGCUCCCUCAGUCGAUUUAAUUAAAAUAAAAAAAUUUCCCCCUG